Messenger RNA from Spodoptera littoralis (African cotton leafworm), 1080 nucleotides. NCBI's taxonomy places the organism in Eukaryota, Metazoa, Arthropoda, Insecta, Lepidoptera, Noctuidae. The record is from the annotation of a GenBank genome assembly.
AUGACGGUGUUAGUGUCGUUAUUCUAUCUUCUAUUUUCGAUAUGUGUCGUCUAUCCACCCACCGAGUUCGUGUCGGCCGGCUUUACUAUAGCGCAGCUGUUCGAGGGAUUCCUUGGAUCUGAAAAUAUAAACUUCAUUGGGUAUCAUAUGAAACGGACGACAAUAACUGCUUUGAUUCAUUCUGCUUUGCCUUUGGGCUACGUUUUUACUCUGUUAUGUGCUGGGGAGCGCAAUCCUUGGUUGCCUGCGGCGGCAGCUGCGACAGCCAUUAUUCCUUUAUUGAUGUGCUAUAGACUGUUAUGUUGGUGGGAAAAUGGGCAGGCGAAGCACCCAGUCGUGAAGUCUCUUUUGGCGUAUGUGACUCCAGGCAGUGACUGGAGAGUAGUGGCAGCAAACCUCAAUAUUGAGUUCAGGAAUGUAGACAAAGUGUCAAUACAGCUGAAUACAACAAGUAGGUUUGUUGCCACUGAGAACUGGCUGAUCAAACUCAGCCCAUACAAACUCAAUGUUGUCAAGCAAGGAGACUGCACUCUUGUUGCUACUGCGACUGACAGCCACAACCUUACUGCAUCAGGUGAAGACGAAGUGCAAUAUGUGAACAUAGAAGCAAUACCAACCCGUGAUGAUUUGGAGCGGUUCACAUUCCGUAUAUCGACCGUAGCACUCCGGGACCUGCAGCCCAGGCUGUCGCAGCCAGUGCGAGUACCAGACCAUAUCUCGUUGCUACCCACACUCAUUGAACGAUUCGUCAAUGUAUUCAAACAUUAUGUGGAACAGAACCCUGUGUAUUAUAUUGAUCAAGAGCCCGAACUAUGCAUUGGGUGCAUGCAGUACCCUGCUGACGUGAAGCUGAACCGAAGAUGCGCUGCUCCACCCCCGCACCUCGAGGGAGGGCCACCACAGUGCCAACAGUGCAACUGCCGCGUGCUGUGGUGCUGUUCGUGCAUGGGCCGCUGGUGGGCGGCGCGGGCGACGGGCCCGCCGGCGGGGUGGCUGGCGGGGCGCGCGAGCUGCCCGGUGUGCCGCGCGCCGUUCUGCCUGCUGGACGUGUGCCCGGCGCGCGCCCCGGCGGCGUCCUGA